Brassica oleracea var. oleracea is the source of this 2300-nucleotide messenger RNA. Its product is annotated as sulfate transporter 1.2. Gene Ontology annotation, cellular component: membrane. Gene Ontology annotation, biological process: transmembrane transport. NCBI's taxonomy places the organism in Eukaryota, Viridiplantae, Streptophyta, Magnoliopsida, Brassicales, Brassicaceae. Gene Ontology annotation, molecular function: secondary active sulfate transmembrane transporter activity. Bases 298 to 2265 code for a protein of 655 amino acids. The transcript has 12 exons. The record is from RefSeq and is a predicted model, not a curated record.
GACAUGAUUCGGGUUUGCUAAUUUUAAUGUUUUUAACAUAGAAAAGGAAUAGUGAACGAUCUGGGUGUUCUUUUUUUCUUAUUUUUUUAAGUGGGCGUUCUAAAUCUGAAAAAGGGGAGGUUGUAACUGUGUCUCUCGUGAACUUUCUUCUACUUCUUAAAUAUAUUUCUUUCUUUUUCGUUAAAAAAAACUUUUUGUACAAAGAAAGUAAUAAUAAACCACGUGAAAGAUCUUUCGAGGAAAAGGCUGCAAAAACGAGAUCGAAUUUCUUCUUUCUUCUUUUCCAGAUACAUAACUAUGGCCUCGAGAGCUCAUCCUGUGGACGGUGAUGUAAGUUCAGCAACGGACGGUGGAGAUCUCCCGAUCAAAUCGUCGCCUCACAGGCAUAAAGUUGGGGUCCCACCGAAGCAGAACAUGUUCCAUGACUUCAUGUACACGUUCAAAGAAACUUUCUUCCAUGAUGAUCCUCUCAGACAUUUUAAGGACCAGCCUAAGUCCAAGCAGUUCAUGCUCGGUCUCCAGUCUGUCUUCCCGGUUUUCGAUUGGGGGCGUAGCUACAAUCUCAAGAAGUUUCGUGGUGAUCUCAUUGCCGGUUUAACUAUUGCCAGUCUCUGUAUUCCUCAGGAUAUUGGAUAUGCUAAGCUCGCUAAUCUGGACCCUAAAUACGGUUUAUAUUCGAGUUUUGUACCUCCAUUGGUGUAUGCAUGUAUGGGGAGUUCUAGGGAUAUAGCAAUCGGACCCGUCGCUGUGGUUUCUCUGCUGCUAGGUACUCUCCUUCGAGCUGAGGUCGAUCCAGUCACAAACCCUGAUGAGUACCUCCGACUUGCCUUCACCGCCACGUUUUUCGCCGGUGUCACUGAAGCAGCCCUUGGAUUCUUUAGGUUAGGGUUCUUGAUUGAUUUCCUUUCCCACGCGGCUGUGGUUGGAUUCAUGGGUGGUGCAGCCAUCACAAUUGCUCUUCAACAGCUCAAAGGGUUCCUAGGGAUCAAAAAAUUCACCAAGAAAACCGAUAUCAUUCAUGUUUUAGAUUCUGUCUUCAACGCAGCACAUCACGGCUGGAAUUGGCAGACUAUACUCAUUGGUGCAUCCUUCUUGACCUUCCUUCUCACUUCUAAACUCAUUGGGAAAAAGAACAAGAAACUGUUCUGGGUUCCGGCGGUUGCACCGUUGAUAUCAGUUAUCAUUUCCACCUUCUUUGUCUACAUAACCCGAGCCGACAAACAAGGAGUCCAAAUUGUGAAACAUCUUGACAAAGGGAUCAAUCCUUCCUCUUUUGAUCAAAUUUACUUCUCCGGAGAUAACUUGGCAAAGGGGAUUCGCAUCGGUGUAGUCGCUGGAAUGGUCGCCCUAACAGAAGCUGUAGCGAUUGGAAGAACGUUUGCUGCAAUGAAAGACUACCAGAUCGACGGCAACAAAGAGAUGGUAGCACUAGGUGUUAUGAACGUUGUUGGAUCCAUGUCUUCUUGCUACGUGGCGACAGGAUCGUUCUCAAGAUCAGCUGUAAACUUCAUGGCUGGAUGUCAAACUGCGGUUUCCAACAUCAUAAUGUCAAUCGUUGUUCUCUUGACACUGCUCUUCCUCACUCCUCUCUUCAAGUACACACCAAACGCCAUCCUAGCAGCUAUUAUCAUCAACGCAGUGAUUCCUCUGGUUGAUAUCCAAGCAGCUAUUUUGAUCUUCAAGGUCGAUAAGCUAGACUUCAUCGCUUGUAUGGGAGCUUUCUUUGGCGUCAUCUUUGUUUCCGUUGAGAUAGGACUUCUCAUUGCCGUCUCUAUAUCGUUUGCUAAGAUUCUCUUGCAAGUAACAAGACCUAGAACCGCAGUUCUUGGAAACAUUCCAAGAACUUCAGUAUACCGAAACAUCCAACAGUAUCCUGAAGCCACCAUGGUUCCAGGGGUUCUUACCAUUCGUGUUGACUCCGCGAUUUACUUCUCUAACUCAAAUUACGUCAGAGAAAGGAUCCAAAGAUGGUUACUAGAGGAAGAAGAGAAGGUGAAGGCAGCAAGCCUACCUAGGAUCCAGUUUCUGAUCAUUGAAAUGUCACCUGUUACGGACAUCGACACAAGUGGUAUUCACGCCCUAGAAGACUUAUACAAAUCUCUCCAGAAAAGAGAUAUUCAGUUGGUUCUUGCGAACCCUGGACCGUUGGUGAUUGGGAAGCUACACUUGUCGCACUUUGCUGACAUGCUAGGACACGACCAUAUCUUUCUGACGGUGGCUGAUGCCGUGGAAACUUGCUGUCCAAAACUCUCAGACGAGGUCUGAGAUUUAAAAGAAAGAAGAAGAUGAAGAUAAUGACG